AUGCCUCUCUUCAAGGCGAAUGGAAAGUCACUCACCACGGCGCCGGACGGGACCAUCACCGUCAUCCAUAGGUUAGCCUACCUUCGACGCAUCGUGACCGACUUCAUCAAAACCUUCUUCCUCUUAGGACUUAGUAUCUUCCUCCUACCCAUCAGCUAUGCUAUCGCCAUCAUCCUCACCGAAGUGCCACCGUCAGUCCUCGCCUAUUUACAGCCCUUCUCCCGCUCAACAUUGAGCGGUGCCCUCUUCCAUCGGACCCAAUGCCGCGCGAAGCCCACCUUCAGGCAGCGGACCGUCCUCGUCACGGGCGUGGGCAUGACCAAAGGCCUGACGCUGGCCCGGGCAUUCUGGCUGUGUGGGCACCGCGUCGUGGCAGCCGACUUUGACGUCGGUGCAUGUGCUGCCUGGACGCCUUGGAAAAAGGGAAAAUGGACGCACAGCCUGGCCUUUGACGCGGUCUACCCGCUGCGGAGACCUGUGGUGGAAGACGACAUGGAUGAGAGUGAGAAGCAAGAAGUGAGGAGAUCGUACAUCAGUGAUAUCUGCAACAUCGUCAAGGACGAAGGAGUCGAUCUGUGGGUUUCGUGCUCGGGCGUCGCGAGCGCAGUGGAGGACGCCAUGGUGAAGGAGGCGCUGGACCAGAUGUCCCCACAGGACGGACGGAGCUGUGCAUGCAUACAGUUUGACGUGCCCACGACAUCAACUCUGCACGAGAAGUCAACCUUCAUCCAGCAUACCAAGGCCCUCAAGCUCGCCGUCCCCGAGACGUUCGACGUCACGUCGCACGGCGAGGUCCUAGACGCACUCGCCUCCGCGACGAAAGAGAAUCCGCAUAGGAAGUUCAUUCUCAAGCCCGUAGGCAUGGACGACGCUAACCGUGCCAACAUGACGCUCUUCCCCCUCCCUAACCCUCACGACACCGAGAUCUGCGUCCGCCGCCGCGACAUCUCGGCUAAGAGACCCUGGGUUCUGCAGCAGUUCAUCCAAGGUGGUAGGGAGUACUGCACGCACGCGCUGGUCGUCGCUGGCGCCGUCAGGGUCUUUGCUGCGUGUCCCAGUAGCGAGCUCCUGAUGCACUACGAGGCCCUCCCGCCCGGUGACCCCCUAGCCGCGGAGAUGCUGCGCUUCACCACCAGGUUCGCCGCAGCCGCGGGAACGGGCUUCACGGGCCACUUGAGCUUUGACUUCAUGGCUGAGGAGGAUGAUGACGGCCAACAGAGGCUGUACGCGAUUGAGUGCAACCCGCGGGCUCACACCGCGGUGGCGCUGUUCGCGCAGCCCGGCGAGCGGAUGAGAGGAAUGGUGGAGGCGUACAUGUCUGCCGUGAAUGGGUCUUUGGAGCCGUUGAAGGAGGACAACUUUGAUGUCCCUGCGGAACUGGUCUGGACGCCGGCGAACGCGAGGCCUCGAUACUGGAUCGGUCACGACCUUGUUACAAGGGGGGUGCUGCCGUGGUUGGACCUACUUCUGCAGACACCACACUCUGGUAGGCUACUCGUCGACCAUACAGCGGAGCUCGUGCAACACCUAUUAUACUGGAAGGACGGCACCUUUGAGCUUUGGGAUCCGUGGCCAUUUGUGGCGCUGUACCAUCACUACUGGCCACAGGCAAUACUGGCUGCGUGGCGAAAGGGGGAGCGGUGGAGCCGGCUCAACGUGAGCACGACCAAGUUGUUUAUAUGUUAG
This is a messenger RNA of Diaporthe citri, 1686 nucleotides long. RefSeq lists its product as uncharacterized. Gene Ontology annotation, molecular function: ATP binding; metal ion binding. The record is from RefSeq and is a predicted model, not a curated record. The transcript has a single exon. The coding region runs from base 1 to 1686 and encodes 561 amino acids. Lineage: Eukaryota; Fungi; Ascomycota; Sordariomycetes; Diaporthales; Diaporthaceae.